Penicillium chermesinum is the source of this 1050-nucleotide messenger RNA. RefSeq names its product WD40 repeat domain-containing protein. The coding region runs from base 1 to 1050 and encodes 349 amino acids. Gene Ontology annotation, cellular component: nucleus; cytoplasm. Gene Ontology annotation, molecular function: ubiquitin binding. The transcript has 5 exons. Lineage: Eukaryota; Fungi; Ascomycota; Eurotiomycetes; Eurotiales; Aspergillaceae. Gene Ontology annotation, biological process: proteasome-mediated ubiquitin-dependent protein catabolic process; ubiquitin recycling. The record is from RefSeq and is a predicted model, not a curated record.
AUGACAACGACGGCAAACAGGGACAACUUCUUCCAAACUUCCGCUGCCUUGGAUGACCAGGAAAGAAAAGACGCCAAGUCUCAGAAUACGAAUGGCAGUCCUAUUCGUUUGAAGAGCAAGAUCCUCGCCAUCCAUCCCGACCCGGCCAAUCCGGGAUCAAUCUAUGUUGCGCAAAGUACUGGUAUCGUGAGGAGGAUUGUUCUUGAAACGGGAGAAACGACGGCCAUAUACAAGGGCCCCACAGCUCCUCUGACUAGCUUAUGUCUCAGCCCGAAUGGCAAGCUCAUAUUUGCGGGGUGCUGGGAUAAAACGGUUUGGAGCUGGGAUAUCGCCUCACGAGAGCCAAAACAAAGAUAUGAAGGCCACUCAGACUUUGUCAAGUCUGUGAUUACUGCGAGGCUCCAAAGGGAUGACUAUCUGCUGACCGGAGGAGCCGAUGCGAAGAUAUUCAUGUUUAAGAUUGGCAGUAAUGAACGGAUUCGGGCCUUUGACUUCCCUGGUCGUGCAGUCCAGGAUAUGUUACUAGACCCUGACCUUGAAGGAUCGGAGGCGGUUUUAUUCAGUGCUGACAGUGAUCGGGAGAUCCGUCAAUUCAAAGUACUGGGUGGGGAUGCACCUGAGCCGCUUAUCGCUCAUGAAACGAGUGUGUACAAGCUUUUCUUCGACCAGGAUGGAGAUCUAUGGACUGCCUCAGCAGACAAGACUGCCAAGUGCCUUGUGCGUGCAGACGGGUGGAACCCGAAUUUGACUUUAGAACACCCCGACUUUGUUCGAGACGUCGUUGUCUAUGAACCAGGUGGGUGGGUGGUGACGGCUUGCCGCGAUGAAGAAGUCCGUGUGUGGAAUCGAUCGACGGGAGAGCUUCAUCAUUUGUCAGUGCAAGGAAUCGACGGUACCAUCCGCCAAUGGUCCCUUCGAUCAGAUGAGUUACAGAAAGCUGUAGACCAGGCCAAGCAGGGGGCGCGGACAGAAGAAGACCAGCCAUCCGGAGAGCCCAUGCUCACUGAAGAGGAAGAACGUGAGUUAGCUGAGCUAAUGGCAGAUGAUUGA